AUCCGAGCAAUGGGCUGAUCGGGAGCCAAAUGAGUCAGUUUCGAAACGCAAGGCAAAGGAGGGACUAUUUGGUUUUUUAAAAACAAACCUAAAUAUCACUUCAGACGCAUCAGCGCCGUAAACCCCACAGCCGCUCCGCCGACCGACCGCUCCGCAGCCGCGCUCCAGGUCUCCGACUCCAACUCGCAUUUGAGAUUAGUCCAUAUAGAAAACCUGGUAUAAAAAAGAUCAACAGACAACAAUUGAUCAUAUACUUGAUGAAUCCUCACAACUAUCGCCAUCAAACACAAAUCAUAGAAGACGUUGCUGCCUUUUCCCGCUGAUUGCCAACCGUCAUCAUCAAACAACAUCAACAAAAUCAGCUGCGUUCCAACUGAGGUUUGGUUGGCGUUCGCUGCAGUGCUGCUAGUCUCUCGCCGCAGCACCGUCAGUAUUAGCAGACUACUUACAUAGCUGUCUGAUUUACGUCGACUGGGGGAAGUCACAUCAGCAACACUUUAGAAGUUUCCUCUACACUCAAGCUAUUUUACAAGAAAGUUUCGAUGGAUUAUUUAGAUGACUUAUUUGAUGAGGAUGCACCAAAACCUGCAAGAAGGAUUGGCAGGUUUAAACCUAAGGCAAGGGCUCCUCCAGUAAAAACAGGGCCUGUUUCUGCACAUUCUCCACCCUCAUCACAGACCAUCCAGUUAGAUAACGAUGCUGGUAAAUAUGGAAGCACUGUUGUUCCAAAGGAUGGACAGCCAUCCGCUAAAGAUGUUGCAAAGUGUGUUGGACCUGUGGAGUCCUCUACUAAACAUAUGGAGGGAACAAUGAUCUUGCCAGAAAAAAAUAUAUGCUCAGAGAAAUCAGUAGGAGAGAUUGCUAAUAUACUACCCGGGUUGGAAUCCGUUGGUUUUUCUACAGACAGUGCAAACGCUCCAGAUAGUUCCAUUCCAUCUCCAGAGGCACCAAAUAUCCCUGAUGUUGAUAACUCUGAACAUUCUGCUGCUCAAGAUACAUUUAUUUCUUGUGGAGAACCUGCUGUUGCUACUUGUGAGGGACUCUCUCAGAUUGAUUGUAUAGAUCGAGGAACAGAGAAAAUGGAGACAUAUCCUUGCCUGGAAACUUCAGAUGAGCUCGAACAAACUGCUCUCUCUGGCAAGCGUACUGGAAAAUUUCGACCAAAGCCCAAGUUACAAGUGGUCGCUAAGGAUUGCAAUACUGGUGUUCCUAAUUCCAAUGCAAAAGAUUCAGAGUCUACUGACUACGUGGGCAAAGAAAGACUUCCUACAUGUGACAACAAUGAUGUUAACGAUGUCUCACCUUCAGGAUUUGGUGAUGCUGCUCCCAUAGAAUCUGCAGCUGAAAUUCCAGCAAACGAGGAGAUGCCAAAUGCUGAUUUUCCAUCUGGCAGCCCCAGUAUAAAUGAGGAUGAGCCCAUUGAUGAGGAAUUUCAGGUGGAAGAUGAAUCCCGAAAGAAAAGAGCACAAAAACAAUCAAAGAAACAGGCGGAAAGUGCUGAUUUUCCAUCUGGCAGCCCCAAAAUAAAUGAGGAUGAGCACGUUGAUGAGGAAAUUCAGGUGGAAAAUGAAUCCCGAAAGAAGAAAGCAGGAAAACAAUCAAAGAAACAGGUUGAAAAUGCUGAUUUUCCAUCUGGCAGCCCCAGAAUAAAUGAGGAUGAUCACGUUGAUGAGGAAUUUCAGGUGGAAAAUGAAUCCCGAAAGAAAAGAGCACGAAAACGAUCAAAGAAACAGGUGGAAAAUGCUGAUUUUCCAUCUGGCAGCCCCAGUAUAAAUGAGGAUGAGCCCAUUGAUGAGGAAUUUCAGGUGGAAAAUGAAUCCCAAAAGAAAAGAGCACGGAAACAAUCAAAGAAAAAGACUGACAAUGAAGAAGAUGAAGAAAAUCCUAGUGUAAAGCGUAAAAAAAGUAAAGAUAAAACAGAAAAGGUUACCAAAGAGAAACCCAAAAAGUUUGCUCACACAACUCGGCAAAAGAGGAGAACUCUUUUUCAGUGGACAAGGUUUUAUUGCUUUGAGAAAAAUACCCCGGCAACAACAUCACAGAUCCCACAAGUGAACCCGAGGGUUGAAGAGGAGGAUACAUUUUCGUUUCGUGAAGAUGAUGAUGCAGAAGCUUUUGGGGAGCAAGCAACUGAGGUGGAGGAUAGUACCAUCUACUUUAAUAAUCAAACCUACAUGGAAAGAACACCCAGAGUCCGAUGGUCAAAAGAGGACACAGAACUGUUCUAUGAGGCCAUUCGGCAAGUUGGCUCAAAUUUUUCCAUGAUACAACAACUCUUUCCUGGGCGGACACGCACACAGAUAAGGCUGAAGUAUAAAAAAGAAGAGCAGCGGCAUCCAUCCAGAAUUCUUGAUGCUCUAACUACUCGUGCCAAUGAUCACUCCCACUUAGAGCAAAUAAUUAAGCGCUUGAAGGAAAUGGCAGCCGAGGAAAACCAAAAUGGCGAUGACUUUGAUGCUUCGGUUGACUUGGCAGGCGAAGAAGAGAGAGAAAAGGAAGAACCAGAGGUGGAGAAUAAUGAGGAAAACGAAGUCCCAGAUACGGUGCCAGACGUUGUUACAGACGAUCAAACUUGUGUGGAUGAUGAGGAAGAGGUCGAGGAAGAAGAUACAGAGGAAGAAUACACAUGUAUUUUUUGAUUAAUCCAAAUUUCCACAACCCUUGGCCGCUGCUUUUUUGCAGUUCAGAAAUGAAUUCAAGCCAAACUCCAAAAGGCGGCCAUUUUUCUGUGUAUUUUUGAACACUUGUGAAUUUGUGAUUGUCAUUUUCUUAUCUGAUCCAAGAAGCCCCCCCCCCCACCCCCUCACUCUUUUCAUCGAUUCACUACUUAGGACUUGUCAUCACCGGAUAUGAUUGAUUCCAAUAUGAUUGGAACAAAUUUUGAUUUAGUCU
This is a messenger RNA of Cuscuta campestris, 2892 nucleotides long. Lineage: Eukaryota; Viridiplantae; Streptophyta; Magnoliopsida; Solanales; Convolvulaceae. The record is from the annotation of a GenBank genome assembly.